CAGAACGCAAGACCGGAAGCUUGAUUUACAUAUCCCUAGCGGGAGCUCACUGGAACGCAGAAUUCAGGCAGCGGGUGGAACGCAAAACCCGGAAGUGAAAGUGGUGGCUCGUCACAAUGUCGAUAUUUCCAGUUCCGGUGAUUUAAUCAACAAGAGCAGCGAAGCUUCUCUGUCCCUAUCAUUUUACCUUAUGCCACUACUGUACUGACUGGCAAUGGACGAUAAGAAAUGUAAGAAGCAGAAGGCGAAUUUCACUUUUCAGAAAACACAGGGUGAAUUUCAUAGGCUUGUGAAGAUCAAGGAGGAGGAAGAACCUACAGAUAUUAGCACAGAUUGCUCCAGUAACAGAAAUUCACCAGAAACAUGUCCGACUCCUCGCUAUUCACAGAACCGCACAGAGGAAGCUUUUCCAGCUGACAAACCUAUUAAGGAAGAAAAUCUGAAUAUUGUGAUAGUUGAUAUUGGUCCAGAGAUACAAAAACAAAAUGAAAGGACUGCGAGGAUUAAGGAGGAAGAAAUUCCGGCAGACAUCAGCCCUGUACAUCUGAACACGAGGAGAAGUUCCCUUAGAAAUCCAUACAAGAAAUGGUGGUCUCCUGCUAAAAGCAGCCGUGCAAGUGCUCAUAAGAUGGAUCUCUCAAAAAAGAAAAUUUAUUCCGAAUAUCUCAUGAAUCCACAGUUCCUGAAAGAAUUCAUAGACAUGUAUCGGUCCUUUCCGUGCCUGUGGAACAUGAAGAUCUCCGACUAUUCCAACAAACAGAAAAGACUGAAGGCCUAUGAGAGCAUGGUCAACCUCUGCCGGUCUGUGUGCCCAAGCGCCAACAUCCAGUUUGUUAAACAUAAGAUUGCCAAUUUGAGAACAGUCUUCAAGAAAGAAUUCAACAAAGUACAGGUGUCCAAAAAGACAGCUACCUCCGCCGAUGACGUGUAUGUGCCCCGGCUAUGGUAUUUUGACCUGCUUAAGUUCACAAUUGGUCAGGAUGCUCCGAAAGAGGGAUCAUCCAACUCGGGAGAGUCCCAGGAAUGCCGCCAAGAAGAUGAGCCAGUUGAUGAGACCAUGGAGAUUCUGGAGGACUCGACUAAUGUGUCUCAGGUUACUAGUAACAGCCAAUCCGAGGACAUAGACUAUGAUCCACAGGAGGACGUUCCAUUUAUAAGGAAAAGGAAGAAAGGAAAAAUGUACAAUGAUGACGACCUGAGCAAUGAGCUGCUGUCUCAAGCUGCAGCUAUUCUCUCAAAAAACAAUGACGAGUAUGAUGCCUUUGGUAUAACAGUUGCAUCAAAAUUGCGGAGGAUGGAGGAAAAACAGAGACUUGUCGCUGAGGUCCUUAUCAUGGAUGUUUUAUACAAGGGCAUGCUGAACCAACUAAGUGAAGAAUCCUACAUUGCUGAUUACCCCAUUCACUACUACUCAUCAAAUGCAAUGAGCUGACCGCCUUCCUCCAGGUUCUCUCAUACCUAUUCUCACCAAAUGGCCAGGAGAAGCUGUGACUCUGCACCAGGUUAAAAUGUCAAAUAGUUGAUGCUCCUCAUCCUAUUUAAAGGGUAACUCCACUUACUAGUUGAAUAUUUUUUUCUAUUUGCCUUACGAAAAUAUUGUGUGAUGGCUGUAGACACGAUAUAUUGGAUGUUUACUCUGCAUAUGUUUGUAGUGUUACACCAUUAUGAAAGCUUCCAGUGUGUCCCAUCUGUUAUCCCUCAGCCUUCAGUCUCCAGUUUGAAAAUCCUCUAGAUGUGAAUAUACAUAGUUUGUAGUCCGGGGUGGGAUCUCCUGAAAUGGUAACUGAACUGUACUGAUUGUGUCAUUCAUCCAAAACAUUUGUGCUGGGCAGAGGAAGCUGAAGUGGCCCAUACAGUCGGACCACAGGAUGACGAAUUUCUGCCUUUCUCACUCAAUGCAUACAUGGACUGCUGCUGUUCAAUGGCCCAGGCAAAUAUCCUUGAGAUUUAUAUAUUGCAGAUUUUAUCAUUUCUGG
Bufo bufo (common toad) is the source of this 1976-nucleotide messenger RNA. RefSeq lists its product as uncharacterized. The record is from RefSeq and is a predicted model, not a curated record. Gene Ontology annotation, molecular function: DNA binding. The coding region runs from base 215 to 1432 and encodes 405 amino acids. The transcript has 8 exons. Lineage: Eukaryota; Metazoa; Chordata; Amphibia; Anura; Bufonidae.